AUCCUGGCUGACUUGUUCUUGUCCAUGCGAUGUUUCCCUGUGACAAGUCUUCCGCAACCACAGCAACCUCACUCUUCAUGCGCUAUCUUAUUCUGAGGUAGACGUCGCCAAUCUCCUUCUCUCCCAUUACCACCGACAACGACACCCUCUUUCACCACUGCCGAUUCUUUUCAGACCAGCACCAGGCAGCCCCGCGAUCAUGGUGCUCGGUCACGGUCAUAGGAAGAACUCGGUGACAGGGAGCAGUCGGGGCUCGAUUGAGGGAGAGCGCAGCGACAUUGAGGGCGCCGACGGCGACCAGACGGUCGUCAGCGAAGAACAGGGCAAUGUCCUCACUCACAUCAUAUCACAGCUGCGGCCUGGAGCCGACCUGUCCCGCGUCACGCUGCCUACGUUCAUCCUCGAGCCGCGAUCGAUGUUGGAGCGCAUCACGAACUUCAUGGCACACCCCGAGACCCUUCUGCACCUGCCCACCAUCGACGACCCGGUCGAGCGGUUUGCGGCUGUCACCAAAUUCUACCUCUCCGGCUGGCACAUCAAACCCCCCGGUGUGAAGAAGCCUCUGAACCCCAUUCUUGGUGAGGUCUUCACGGGCUACUGGGACUACCCUGAUGGAACCAAGGGGUACUACAUCAGCGAGCAGACGAGCCACCACCCACCCAAGAGCUCAUACUUUUUCAUGGCACCCGAACAUAACAUCCGGAUCGAUGGAACGCUCAAGCCACGUAGCAAGUUCUUGGGCAACAGCGUGGGUAGCUUCAUGGAGGGCAUCGCGGUGAUGCGCUUCUUGAAUCGAGGCGAGAGAUACUUCAUCACACAGCCCAACAUGUAUGCACGAGGCAUCCUUUUCGGCAAGAUGAAGUACGAGCUGGGAGAUCAUGCGAUCGUAAGAAGCCCAGAGUUGGAUAUGGAGGCAGACAUUGAGUUCAAGGUCAAGGGAUGGGUCGGUGGAGGAUACAAUGCGAUCGCGGGGUUCAUCAAGAAGAGCAGCACGGGGAAAAAUUUGUUCGAGCUGAGCGGGCACUGGAACGAGAAGAUGUACAUCAAGGACCUUGCCACAGGAAAGAAGAGCGAAUUUUUCGACGCAACCACGGCCAAGCCGAGCAUUCCGAAGGCUCGGCCUCUCGAAGAGCAGGCACCGCGAGAGUCGCAGAGGCUGUGGCACGCAACAACACAAGCUAUCAAGAAAGCCGAUCAAAAGACGGCAACGGAUGAGAAGAGCAAGAUCGAGGACGAACAGCGGCGGGAGGCAGCGGAGAGAGGAGACACGCCGUGGCAGCCGAAGCUCUUCCGCGCAGUACCGCCUGGUGACGAGGAGAACCUGGACUGGAUCAUCGAUGCAGAAGUUGACCAUAGCGCACCCGUCCAGAAGCAGGUCGAACAGAUCCUGGCCAUUGCUCCGGUACUGCCUGGACAGAAGCACAGCGAGGCGUUCGACGAGGCCGAAAAGCUCCCCUCUCAACAAGGGAAGACAUUGCCGCCACAGAAUGGAGCGCAGCAAGAGAAGAACGAUCUCAUCGACUUUGGUCAGAACGACGGAGCAAAUGACAGCGGAGCCGCAGCUCUUCAACAAGCAGAGCGGCAACCCACAAACGCAUCCGCAGAGUCUGCUCCUGCGCGAGCGGAGGCUGUAGGCAGCUCGGGAGCUGGUCAAUUACAAGAACCACUGGUGCCGACACAGAGUACCCCUGCUGCGGGUGUUGCAACGCAGCCUCUCGACUAUCGAAAUCCAACACGUCCCGGCAAGGCCCCGAGCGGAGAUGAGCUGCGGAGGCAGGACAGCAUAGGCGGAGAGGAUAUCUUCCAUGAUGCAGAGUCAUGAGAGGGCUAGAGCAUUUUGCGGAAACGAACUUUCUGGGGCGUAUGGACUUCUAUGACGAUGACAAUGGCCCACGGGCUUCGUUUCUCCCAACUAGAUUGCAGUUCCAACACGACAUGCAGUACGAGGAUGGGACCGAGCACCGGGCAUGGUCCUGAAGCGGGAGCACGCAGCACAUACAGCGGACCUUUCUUCCUUCCUUUAUCUUCCUUCCAUUCAGGACCGUUGCAGCGGAGCGGAGCAGGGCAGCGAGGGGCAGAUAGAAAAAGGCAAAGGGAUCGGGGUGUUUUGCAACGAAUAGCAUGAGCACGGUAGUCACGGGCAUUUUGCGAUGCACCAAUUUCGAAGCGUUUCUUCAACAGAGCCAUUGCGCUUCGUUUAAUCAUGACGGACA
Molecule: messenger RNA, 2213 nt
Organism: Cercospora beticola
Lineage: Eukaryota; Fungi; Ascomycota; Dothideomycetes; Mycosphaerellales; Mycosphaerellaceae
Product: OSBP family protein
Biological process (GO): piecemeal microautophagy of the nucleus; maintenance of cell polarity; endocytosis
Cellular component (GO): cortical endoplasmic reticulum; membrane; cytosol
Molecular function (GO): sterol binding
Source: RefSeq, a predicted model, not a curated record